Messenger RNA from Drosophila suzukii, 3156 nucleotides. RefSeq names its product Neurospecific receptor kinase (gene Nrk). Gene Ontology annotation, biological process: multicellular organism development; protein phosphorylation; positive regulation of neuron projection development. The record is from RefSeq and is a predicted model, not a curated record. Gene Ontology annotation, cellular component: signaling receptor complex; plasma membrane. Lineage: Eukaryota; Metazoa; Arthropoda; Insecta; Diptera; Drosophilidae. Gene Ontology annotation, molecular function: ATP binding; transmembrane receptor protein tyrosine kinase activity; Wnt-protein binding.
UUUCGCUUAGAAACGGUGUGGAAAACCAGGCAUACACAUAAAACACAGCCAUGACUGCCGGGCAAUGGGUGGGGGUGGCUGAGCUGGUGCUCCGGGUGCUGGGGGUCAAAAGGGGAGCUAGCUUGGCUUGCCUGGGGAUGUGCGUGCUCUUCUUCGCCAGCACCACGCACGCGAACUCCCUGAACGCCAUCGAGGAGCCCGUCACCCGGCGUCACCACCAGCGACAUCACGAGCGGGAACGCGAACGGGAGGAGAACGGCUACUGCGCUCCGUACAGCGGAAAGGUGUGCAAGGAGUACCUCACCGGCCAGGUGUGGUACAGCCUAGAUGAUCCCACCGGCGGAUGGAAGAACGAGCAGGUGACCACGGCGCUCUGGGACGAGCUCAUCUCCGAUCUCACAGGUCUGUGCCGCGAGGCUGCCGAGAAAAUGCUCUGCGCCUAUGCCUUUCCCAACUGCCACUUAGAGGGUGGUCGAGCUGUGAAGGCUCCCCUGUGCUUCGAGGACUGUCAAGCCACGCACCUGCAGUUCUGCUACAACGACUGGGUGCUCAUCGAGGAGAAAAAGGAGCGCAACAUGUUCAUCAAGAGCCGCGGGCACUUCCGGUUGCCCAACUGCUCCUCCUUGCCGCACUACAACGCCUCCAUGCGGCGGCCCAACUGCUCCUAUAUCGGUCUCACCGAGCUCAAGGAGUCGGAAGUGAGCUAUGACUGCCGAAAUGGCAACGGGCGCUUCUACAUGGGAACAGCAAACGUGUCGAAGUCCGGUAUUCCUUGCCAGCGCUGGGAUACUCAGUUCCCCCACAAGCACUUCCAACCUCCUCUGGUCUUCCAUCAGCUCCUGGAGGGCGAGAACUACUGCCGGAAUGCGGGUGGCGAGGAACCGCAUCCCUGGUGCUAUACUGUGGAUGAAUCAGUUCGCUGGCAGCACUGCGAUAUACCCAUGUGUCCGGACUACGUUGACCCCAAUGCCGGCGAUUUGAAUACGCCGAUAAAGAUGGAAAAGUUCUUCACGCCCUCGAUGAUUUUCCUGCUGGCUGGGAUUGGUUUCGUGGCCAUCGUGGCCCUGCACCUAAUGAUCCUGCUCGUUUACAAGCUGUCCAAGCAUAAGGACUACUCCCAACCCCCAGGAGCAGCCACUGCCGAUUGCAGUGUUUCCAUGCGUGGAGUAGGAGAGUGCGGCGGGAAUCUGAACACCAGUCGGGAAACUCUCGGAGGCAAUGGGAACACCAAUACCUUGGCCAAGUGGGGCACCAUCCGAAGCACUGCCACGGUCCACAGCAAUUGCGUGGCUCUUACCACAGUGACCAAUAUCCCGGAUGGGAAGGGCUCGAAACCAAAUGCGCGCCUGGAGAAGCUGGAGUACCCACGUGGGGACAUAGUUUAUGUGAGAUCCCUGGGGCAAGGAGCUUUCGGUCGAGUCUUCCAGGCCAGAGCUCCUGGACUUGUCCCCGACCAGGAGGAUCUCCUAGUGGCCGUGAAGAUGCUCAAGGACGACGCCAGCGAUCAGAUGCAAAUGGAUUUCGAGCGCGAGGCCUGUCUGCUGGCCGAGUUCGAUCAUCCCAACAUCGUCCGGCUGCUGGGCGUGUGCGCCUUGGGCAGACCCAUGUGCCUACUGUUCGAGUACAUGGCGCCCGGCGAUCUCAGCGAGUUCCUGCGUGCCUGCUCCCCAUAUGCCACCCACCAGGCGCCGACACGGGAUCGCCUACAGCUGAAUGAGCUACACCUGCUGCAGAUGGCCGCCAACAUUGCAGCGGGCAUGUUGUAUCUCUCCGAGCGGAAGUUCGUCCACCGGGAUUUGGCCACGAGGAAUUGCCUAAUCAACGAGCACAUGGCAGUGAAGAUCGCCGACUUUGGGCUCUCUCACAAGAUCUAUCUGCAGGACUACUACAAGGGCGAUGAGAACGACUUCAUCCCGAUCCGCUGGAUGCCACUCGAGAGCAUCCUGUACAACAAGUUCUCACUGGAGUCUGAUGUGUGGGCCUACGGCAUCUGCCUGUGGGAGGUCUUCUCCUUCGCUCUGCAGCCGUACUUCGGGUUGACCCACGAGGAGGUGAUCAAGUACAUCAAGGAGGGCAACGUGCUCGGCUGUCCAGACAACACGCCGCUUUCCGUCUACGCACUGAUGCGUCGCUGCUGGAACCGCAAGCCAAGUGAACGUCCGGGUUUCGCCGAGAUCAACCACUGCAUCCAGCACAGCAUCGCGGAGAGUGAGUGCAAAGCGAUGCUCUAAAGGAUCGCCGGCGGAGUCGAGGAAAGAAAUCAGUGUACCACAGAACGAUCGUCCGCCGUCUUCCGGGGCAUCCAAUAGAACCGUAUAUAUACACGCCAGGGUGGGAGGAUAAAUCUUAGAUAGGAAUGUCAUCUAUGGUUAAGUUAAAUUCAAUGCUUUAUUAUAACGUUAUUUAAAAAUAAUUGGCACACUCGUAUAUCUUCUAAAGUGAGUUUAAAUUUACUUUAUAAUAAUUUAAUUGUUUUUUGUAUCUUAUCCAAGAAACCUCUAAUUGAAAAUUACGUUUAAUGUAUACAUCCUUAGAACUCUAUAGAUGACACUCCUAGACUAUAAUUAUUGAAUUCAACCCACCUUAUUACACACUCUUUUAUGCUAACAUAUGCAAAUUGAUUUGAAAUAUUGCACAAGGUGAGAUCAGAAGGGCAACAGGAUUGUGAUUAAGUUAGUUUCAAGACCACUCCAUAUCUUUAAGAAAUCGCUCCGGUACUAAGUCUUUCAAUUGAUGCUUCCUCACCAAACUUUGUUUACUUGAUUCAGACACUAUUUUGAUAUAUUUAUAUCCACUGAUCUCUCGUAACCAAUCGAAUAGUCUGCCACAACGAACGCAUCAUCAACGUUUCGUACUCAUAUCUAGUCUGUAGUUUAAGUUUAUCUAUAUGCGCAUAUGUAGAUUGCAUUUUAAUGGGAUUAAUUUUUGACUAGGCUUAAGCUCUGCCAUCGCAGCACUCCACAAAGAUCCCUGAUCGCUGGGUGGGAAAAACAGGAACCACACACCGGAGGCCAUCAAAACAAUAAGUUGUAUGAGAUAUGGAAUAUUUAGAGAACUGUCUACAGCCCGAAUUUCUGGGUAACUUUACAUAAUCUUUGUAACUAAAACAACGUGUUGAUUGUAAUUUGUAUAAAUAAACCAUCCAUAACCGUAUCA